Molecule: messenger RNA, 1055 nt
Organism: Heterocephalus glaber (naked mole-rat)
Lineage: Eukaryota; Metazoa; Chordata; Mammalia; Rodentia; Bathyergidae
Source: RefSeq, a predicted model, not a curated record
CCUGCGGCGGCGCACGCUCGGUGCUGUGGCUUCCAGAAUUCACAGCGGCUUCUGCUCUAUCCCCAUUCACGGGACUUCAGGGCGGAGUCCUGGGGGACAGGCCGAGGCCCCUGUAAAGGGCCCCAGAGAGCCCGCCCUCCUGCACUGUGAAGACUCAGCAGCGAGGCCGCGAUGAGCCAGGAAGCGGGCCCUUCCCCGACUCAGAGCUGGGCCUUGGGCUUCUCGGCCAGAGGGACCCUGAGCGAUGAUGCCCUGAGAGACGCCUCGGCCACGGCCUUCCGCGGUACAGCAGCCUGGACCGACGAAGCGCCUGCUAAGUGCUGGGCCUCUUUUCUGUGGGUGCGAGCUGCAGGGACAUUUCAGCCUGCCCCAUUCCUGAACCCCGGAAUCCCCACUGCUGGAGCCCCCAGCGCCAGUCAGGAGCGGUCAAUAGGAGGAAGCCCAGGGCUGAAGGACGAAGCCGUGGCGCGCGCGCCGCCGCGGGCACACAGCGCCCCCUGUCGGCCCAGCAGCCGAGCUCGGCGCACUCCGCGUCCGCCGCGGUUGGCGCUUUGUGAUAAACAAGCGUCCGGGUUGCAGCCCGGACGCUCGUCUCUGAAAGGUUCGCCGCCUCCGCCCCUCGGAUGGCUUUUGUCAGUCCUUCAGUGACCCCUUACCGAUGUCUUACUGGAGAGGGUGGCUGGCCCAGUCUUUUGUGUCGUGCAUUCUAGCAACAGUCCUCAUCUACCUGUGGUCACGAGUCUAUCGCUUCUGUUACUAAAAUUCAACCCACACAACUGGCCAGCAAAGUGACGAUUUUAGCUGUGGGAUGAAGAACUGAGGAAAAACUUCUCCCCUAAGACUGUUUAUCUGUUGGCCCUAGUGUCCUGCAGUGGGGAUGUGGCCAGGGAGGCCAGACAAGUGGCCCUUCUCGGAGCCAGGAGAGAACCCUCAGGCUCUGCAGACCUGCAGAAGAAACCCUGCGGCCGCACUCAGGGAGGACCACCCUGACCAGCUUGGCGAGAGCCACUUCUGGUGCCUCUGCUCACUCACCAUGGCGUGGCCCAAGUCCCAGC